This is a messenger RNA of Beta vulgaris subsp. vulgaris (sugar beet), 753 nucleotides long. RefSeq names its product MLP-like protein 34. The record is from RefSeq and is a predicted model, not a curated record. The coding region runs from base 84 to 548 and encodes 154 amino acids. Gene Ontology annotation, biological process: defense response. The transcript has 2 exons. Lineage: Eukaryota; Viridiplantae; Streptophyta; Magnoliopsida; Caryophyllales; Amaranthaceae.
UUCAGUUACUUCAACCAUUUCAAUUCAAUCAUAUACAACUAGCUAGAUUUGUGCAAUUUAAUUGUGAAAGAAGGGAGGAAAAUAUGGCUCAAUUUCAUAAGUUGGAGAAAGAAGUGGAACUCAAAUGUUGUGCAGACAAGAUUUUCCAAAUGUUUUUAGCCAAUCAGUCCAAUAUUCCCGACGUCUGUUCCCACAAUGUUCAAAGCAAUAAGGUACUCCAAGGUGGCUGGACAUGCGUGGGUAGUACAAGAAAAUGGGACUGUGUCAUCGAUGGGAAAGCACAAUGCAUCAUUGAGAGGAUUGAUGCAAUUGAUGAGGAGAACAAGAUUAUAUAUCGUAGCAUGGUUGAUGCAGAUAUAUUAAAGAUUCAUUACAAGACAUUCGCGAACAAAUUCCAAGUAAUUCCAAAGGAGAACGAAUGUUGCGUGUUGAAACUUACUUUUGAAUAUGAGAAAAUAAAUGAAGAUGCACCUGAACCUCAUCAGAUUAUGGAGUUUUCACUUGAUACCAUCAACAAACUUGCAUGUCACCUUGCUAGUGCUAACUAAUUAAGGACAAAAAGAAAUGUUGUCGCUAGCUACUUAAUUAACACUAUGUUAUGAGCAUGUGUGCUAGCUCCAAUCAUUUCUAUUUUAUGUACGUAUAAAUAAAGUAUAUAUAAUAUACGUACAUGUGUGCUAGAUCUUAAAGUAUUAAUAUUCCUAAUAUUUUUAUUUUAUAUACGUAUAUAUAAAUAAACGCGAGUAUCAGUUA